This is a messenger RNA of Neodiprion fabricii, 1089 nucleotides long. Its product is annotated as coiled-coil domain-containing protein 115. The record is from RefSeq and is a predicted model, not a curated record. The transcript has a single exon. Gene Ontology annotation, cellular component: extrinsic component of endoplasmic reticulum membrane. Gene Ontology annotation, biological process: vacuolar proton-transporting V-type ATPase complex assembly. Bases 1 to 477 code for a protein of 158 amino acids. NCBI's taxonomy places the organism in Eukaryota, Metazoa, Arthropoda, Insecta, Hymenoptera, Diprionidae.
AUGCAUGGAAGUGUAGACGAAGUAUGCGCAGCUUUGGACAAAUUCACGCUGCGAAGCUUAGAGUUGAUGGAAGAAAAAGUGUCUGUGACGCUGCAGAUGGAAGAGAUAUUAAGAGAUGGUCACAUUGAAUUAGCAAAAUCCCGAUAUAUUCGAGGUAUGGAAAAUAUUGGAAUGUUGCAAGUACCUACUGAAGCAGGCCAGUUUGAAUCACUGUUCAAGGUUCAAACAGAACUGGAUGAGGAAAGCAUUCCACAGUUUGAUGUAAUUAAUAGGAAACAUAAUGAUGAAGGUAAAGAAAUUCCAGAUCCAAUUAAGUGGUUCGGAGUUCUUGUUCCACAAAAUCUACGCAAUGCACAAAAACGCUUUCAGGCAACUGCGCAGUUGAGUAGUAAGUGCGGUAAUAUUCGUACAGAGAUUAUAUCUACCACGGAAAAACUAAAUGAAUUAAAACGCAUUAAAAAAAAUAUAUCCAAAUAAGAUGAAGAGUUUGUACAUUUGUACAGACAUUACAUUGUAAAGUAAUAAAUAACCCUGAUUACACCAAUAACCUGAAUAACCUGAAUAACCAACACCUAUUGGUUCCUGCGCUAAACUACUUGAGAAAAAUAAUAGCUCAUCUCAGGAAGUCUACCUAUAAGUAAGAAAGUAAAAUCGAACCAUACAACCAAACAUACAAAUUAGAAUAUGUAUGCUUCAUUAUGAAUACCGCUCUGUUUUUCAUAAAGUAUACCUAUGUUGAUAAUCGAAGUAAAAAUUUGAACGACGUACGCUACUUAAACUUUGAUGGUUCUUAAAAUAUAGAAUAAAAAAUUGAGCAAUGUGCGUGAAUUAUGAUGUGUGUAUGGAAUUUCGAUGAUUCUGCACGAUACUGGAUGUAAUAAAUUACAGUACGGUAAUGUAUUAAUUUACACAUUGCAACAAUAAGUAGUAAACAAAUAUCCGAACAGUCGUGUGGAUUAAAGAUAAUAUAUCAUUUUUGUAAUAUGAUACAAAUAAUUUUAAGAAACAAAAAUUAAAUGGAAUCAUGCCAAUAAGAUUGUCAAUUUAUGGUCAGUGAUGGUGUCCGGUUGUAAUCAAAGCUGGUAAUAA